AUAAACCUGUACCUGGUACCCUCAAGCACUUGCAGUCCACCUCCGAAAAAGAUGUAUAUCUGUCUCCUGACGCUGGUCCUGAUCCAUGCCGCUGCAGCAUUUGUGGCCCAAAAUGCUACUGGCAAGCUAGCUGGGAAAGAUCAUUGUGUCUGCGAGGUGCUUCUGCCAGACAGUUCCUUCCCUGCCAAGCGGGUGGGGGCUCUGGAGGAUGAAACUAUCCGGCUGAGCAACAGAGUUGAAGAUGAAAUGCAGAAGUUAGAAGAACAGGACAUCAUACUGGACACAUACUUGGAAAAAAUUAAUAAUCUGACCAGAAGAGUGGAAAAUCUGGAGAAGUUGCGUCCUGAAAGCUUAAUGGAAAUAAGCUUUGAAGUUCUGAAAAGGGAGAUCAGGGAACUGGAAACGUACAUCUCAGCAAUGAGGGUCAAACCUAAUGGAAACACUGUACAGGUGGAAACCCUUUAUAAUGAGGUCAAGAAUAUGUCUAAGACUGUCGGACAACUAGAAACUCUUGACAAGAACAAUGUUCUAAAAGCAAAGAGAGAAAUUGUGAAUUUGAAGAAACGUCUUGUGGACUGUGAAAAGAAUAUCAAACCAAAACCUUCAACGAUGGUGCCCUUAGGAUCUUGUCAGCACCAAGGCUUAGCCCAUAUCAGUAAACCCAACCUUCUGCAACUCAACUGGAAAGGAAAUGCAUACAAGUCAGGAGCAUGGGGCAAAGAUGCAGCAUGGAACACCACCAAGAAGUCACUGUACUGGGUGGCUCCUCUAAAUACUGACGGACGAGUUCUGGAGUCCAUACGCAUUUACCCUACCAUGUCUGACCUGCAGAUGUAUAAGAAUCCCAUAGAUCUACCCCUUUCUAUGCUCAUCAAAAACAAAUGGAACCAUACCUUCGCUGGCCAAGGUGCUGGAAUGGUUGUACACAACAACAACUUGUACUACAACUGCUUCAACAGCCAUGAUAUGUGCAGAGUCAGUUUGACCAGUGGAGUCUACCAAAAAAAGCCUCUUCCUAAUGCAUUUUUUAACAACCACUCCUCUUAUGCUGGAACAAUGUUCCAAGACAUGGACUUUUCUACAGAUGAGAAGGGUCUCUGGGUUCUGUUUACCACUGAGGAAAGUGCUGGCAAAAUUGUGGUGGGUAAGAUCAACGUUGCCACUUUCACAGUUGAUAAUAUCUGGAUUACCACACAGAAAAAAACUGAUGCAAGCAAUGCUUUCAUGAUCUGUGGAGUCCUCUAUGUCACUCAUUCACUCGGUCCAAAAAUGGAAGAAGUCUUCUACAUGUUUGACACGAAAACAGGAAAAGAGGGUCAUCUAAGCAUCAUGAUGGAAAAGAUGUCUGAGAAAGUGCAUAGUCUUAGUUACAAUUCAAAUGAACGCAAGCUUUACAUGUAUAGUGAUGGUUACCUGUUACAUUAUGAUAUUGCUUUGAAACCUUGAGGUUUCCUAUCUACCUACAUUUUCUCUUAUUAGGGCCUUUAUAUUUUCUACUGUCUGUCCCUGUUACCUACAUGGCCUAAAUGCCCAUCACUGUUCAAUCAUAAUAAAACCCUCAGAAUAGAUUGCAGAUAUUUAGAUGUA
Rana temporaria (common frog) is the source of this 1587-nucleotide messenger RNA. Its product is annotated as olfactomedin. The record is from RefSeq and is a predicted model, not a curated record. Gene Ontology annotation, biological process: signal transduction. Bases 52 to 1446 code for a protein of 464 amino acids. The transcript has 5 exons. NCBI's taxonomy places the organism in Eukaryota, Metazoa, Chordata, Amphibia, Anura, Ranidae.